AUGGACAUGAACCGGAUGUUCUUGAGUUUUCCGAUGGGGAUGACGUGGCGGCUGGCGGGCUCGUCGGAAUCGAACCCGACGAAGCAGCCGGAGGGAAUCGGGGCGGCGGUGAUGUUCGGCGGGACGUCGGAGAGGAAAACAUGGCCGUUGACCGAGAAAUUUGAGUCUUUGAGGGCGAAAAUCGAGUUCGUGAAACCGUUGGGGAAAACAGAGGAGUUUGAACCGUUUUUUAUGAGGCUUGGCGCCAUUUUUUGGUGGCAAAGGAAAAAACUUGAAAGAAAAGGGAAAAAACAAAUGGAGACUAGCAAUUAUUAA
Messenger RNA from Striga asiatica, 315 nucleotides. The record is from the annotation of a GenBank genome assembly. NCBI's taxonomy places the organism in Eukaryota, Viridiplantae, Streptophyta, Magnoliopsida, Lamiales, Orobanchaceae.